Molecule: messenger RNA, 14243 nt
Organism: Anopheles merus
Lineage: Eukaryota; Metazoa; Arthropoda; Insecta; Diptera; Culicidae
Exons: 8
Coding region: 1028-3571 (847 amino acids)
Source: RefSeq, a predicted model, not a curated record
UAUGUGCGUUGGUGAUGUUGGAGAGGGGAAACAGGGUCAGUGUCUGGAAAUGUGUGGUUUGCAGCGUGUCAUUGGAUAAGUGUGAGCUGCUUUUUGUGGCCAACAGGAGCACUUGCAAGCUGCAGUAGAUACUGUUCGUGGGACAUUGCAUGUGGCCUAAGGUGCCCUGUUCAACUAAUGAGAAGCACCUGUACCUGUACCUCUGUAUGUGCGAUUGUGCGUGGUUUUGUGCAGUGCGUGAAAAACUCAUCGGUAUGUGAUGUACACAGUGUGGCGUCGAGUGCUAGCGAUGAUCAUUCUGCUAAAGUGCAAUGUGAUGGCCAUCGAUAAUAAGCCAAUUGUGGAAUGUCUUUGCGGAUGUGCUGGUGUAUUGCUAGUGGAAAGCAUUUGAAAGUAUGAAUGUAGGUGUUUGGGAGUACUGGAACAUGCCAAUUUAAUUUAGGUAGUUGUUUGUCACAUCGUACGACACGCUCCACAGCUUCGAAAGAGCUCCACACUGUGAAACUUGUGAAUUGGAUAUCUUGAUAACUGCUGGAAUUGGACAAAAUUGCUAUAGUUGUAACAUCAUUUCGAAGAAGCAAUUAAGUAAAAGGAUGAUGCAAUCUUACAGUGUACAGACCGUAGAAUAGCUUCCAACCGUCAUCAUUCUAAAUCCGUUGAUUUCCAACUAAAGUUAGUCAAUGCUAUAAUGUAAUGCAACGCUACCCAACUUUAUCGAUUUGCUUAAAGGUUUCAAACGUGAAAAAGAUAAACGAAAUGAAUAAAACAACUGCGCUGAGCAAAAUGAAGCACUGAAAUUAUUCGGUCAUUAAGAGCUUCCGAUGUGGCGCAACGAACUGUGGACAAAAUACAAAAGAAAAUUCACUCAGUCCAGCAGAUAACCAUUCUUAAGCCUCGUAAAAUUAUUGCACACCACUCGGUACAGCGGUCGGUACAUUGGUAACAAAUCUGGCAAGGUCAAUCGUUUGUUUGUGACCUUCAUCCGCCCUCGGCGAGGUAGCGGGCGGACGGCCCCUGUCCUGCAACGAUGAAGGUGGACAAGGGCGUGUGUACCAACGGCACACUGGAGGAUCUGAACAGGGCCAUUCAGUUCGAGGCCGUCUUUUCGACGCUGGUCGAGAACAAGAUACUGGCCAUCAAGCGCGAGUGCGAGCUAAAGAAACGCCACAAAAAGUCGCGCCUCCUGCGGCGUAUCCUUUUCGGGCGGAAGAUAUCAACGGGUGGAGCGGGCGGAAGCGGCUGUUGCCAUCGGGAGGUUUCUGCUAGCAAUAGCAAUAGUAGCGAUGGUGCAAACGCAGCCAUCGAACCGUUAUGUCCGGGUCAUAAUGGAACGGCAGGAAGCGUGGACCGUCAGCAGCGGGAAGGUCUCGAUGCCGGUUGCUACACCUAUGGGAGUGCGGUGCCGGAAGCGAGCCUUGGGGUGGAAAACUCCACGAUUAGCGACGGAGUUGAUGAGGUUAUCGUCGAGAUCGGCGACCUUUCGUCGCUGGUCGAUGCCGAUGGGAAUGUGGUCGUGGCAACAACGAGUGUGGAACCGGCCGUGCUUGUCGAGGAGGGUAGUUCGCCGAAGGUGAGUGCGCCAAAUCGAGCUUCUGGUGCGUCCCGGAUAUCCGCUGCCGAGUCGAGCUCAACGAAAAGUCCCGAAUCGCUUGAAAAUCGUAAAGGCAGUGGUCGUACGUCGGCUAACGCACCACGGAAGUCCUCCCUGCUGGAACCGGUUUCCAUCGAGAUCGAGCCCGAAUCGGACCCACUCAGCGCUCACUACGAUUUGGAAGAUAGUGCUACAAAUGUGUCGAUCGAGCUGGAUGGUGUUAGCGAUGUGUCGGAUAUGCGGCGCAGCAUUGCCUCGGAACCUAUAUCCAUCAUCAAGAACUCGACCCGAUCGCGGUACGGAUUGGGAUCGUAUCUGUCCGCCGGCAAUGCCGUUGCCAACCGACUGCGCGUACUCGAAGCGAAAUCGAUCAGCGCCCAGAACAGCCCAAUACUGCCACGCCAGAAGCCAACGGCCGAAGGACGCCACCUGACAUUCAGUACGGCCACCUAUCAGCAGCCAAAGUCAUCGACCAAAGCGAGCGCCAUCGACUGUGAUACCUCGUUCGUGGUGGAUCUCAGCCAGUCGGCUCGGGAUCAGGAACAGCAACAGCAGCCACAGCAGCAGCAGCAUCAGCACAACAACUCCACUGUGAUAGGGAAGGACAAGCCGACCAGCCAGGUGGCUAGCGGCGGCAAAAAGUCAGCACUAUUUCUAGGCGAUAAUAGCAGUAGUAGUAGCGCUAGUAAGAGAAACAAAUUAACGCAACCCCAUAACAGUAACCAUUCUGCUGGUGCAGUGUCCAUCGGUCGGGCCGCCCAUUCCGCACAGCAACAGCAGCAGCAGCCGCAGCAGCAAGAGGCGCCGUCUUCGCCUCCACUCGGACUCAUCGAAAGCUUUAACCAGCUGACGGCAUCCAACCUACCUGUGAUAGCAUCUACCGCACGACAUUCGCCACCGGUUAGUGAUCUGGUGAAGCUGCAACAGCACCACCUUACCAAUAAUCGCCAGCAGCACCAUCGGCCCUCAUCACCAUCGAUCCUGCUCGACUCCCUCUGUCGGGGUGAAGCGCAUCCGCCAGCCGAUGGUCACUCACCCAUCCCUUCCAGACGGGCUAGCAAAGGAUCGGCUGCAGCUCCCAUAGCUGGCGAAGGCGUCUCGGAUGCAGUUUUGGGCAUCUCCGCAGGUGUCAUGCAACCCUUAACCGCAAACUUAGCUCAACCGAACCAGCAACAAACCCAGCGCAAGCAGCGUAGCUUUCUCAAACAAUCCAGCUGCGACGUUGAGCUGCACUAUCGGCCGAACGUUACUGGCACCAGGCGAUCGAGCGCCAAGGAGCAUCACAGCCAUCGCAAGAGCAGUGCGUACGGUCACGGCGACGACUACUCUUCCUACAUCAUGGGCUAUGACAUCAACGAGAGUGACGAGGAGAAGCUCAACAAACGGAAGUACAUUCUAGAAUAUCUGAAGCGAUGCUCGGACCCGGUCAUAGUGUUCCCGUCAACGAGCAGCGGAGCCGGAGCGGUCGGGAGCGGGGCCAUCGGUGGCAGUGGCCUCCAACAUUGCAUCCUAAGCCGUCCUCCGAAUCAACCACUUCAAUUCCCCUACGACGAAGACUUCAUGUACGAUGUUUCACUGCAAAUUGAAUCCGAACGUCACGGGGAGCUGGAUUCAAUAGUGCCUGAGCAUAGGAGAAAGCAUAAACACAGCAGACAUCAUCAUCAUCACCAUCGACACUGUAAGAAGAAAAGACACAAGAAGCGCAAAAUUCUGGUGCACGACCUCGACGACCAAAGCGUUAAGGUGAUAGAUCCGGACGAUCUGCCGCAACGUGCCAGAUGGACAAUCAUUGCGACCGCAUGCCUAUUACUGAUUAUGUGCCUACUAUUAGUUGGAAUCACACUGCGGAUGGCUCCCAUCAUUGACGACAUGGUGCGCCAAGAAAACGAACGUCUCAUGCGAGAGUCUCUCGAUAGGGCGAAGAUGAUUAAAAACUACACCGAGUACAACCGGAUGAUUGGCGGCGAUGAAAUUCCUUAACGAUUUAUCCUCGGUCCGAUAUGCAAUGUGCCCGCAUCCCGCAUGCCGAUCUGCUGUUCCCUGGUCCCACUAACUGCCAAGCUGCUUUGACUUCAUCAGUGGUGAGCGCUGCCAUGGCAUUGGCAUGACUCUGAACCACAACAUCACCCCAUCGCUCAAGACCUCCAGGAUACUCGAUGUGGGAAUUUGAGCCGUCUGCGGCAAAGAAACAGAACCGGUGGACAUCAGAACGGACCUUGGGCUGUGCUUGGUUUGCCGGAAGCGGCAAAAUGUAAUGGAAUCAACAGGCCAACUUCACUUCACAUCCCCCGCGGACCAAUUUUAGGUUAGCAUGGAUGUAGCAAGCGUUACACCGACCUCGCCGCACACUUAACGACCUCCGGAUGCACAAAAACAAAACACCCAUACGGCUAAUGGACGGCAUGUCUCGUCAAGAGCACCACGUCUGGGUAGAAACAUGCUUCAAAACCCACAGUGACGGAGCAGUUCGUUCUUUUUUCUCUCUAUCUCCCUCUCUCUCCCUUACCAGCUAUUUUAGUACACGUCCAGCGUCUGCAUAUCAUCGUGACUAAUUUCAUACAACCCAUCACUCUCGGGCAGGUUAAAACUCGCUCGUUAGGAAAGAUAGGAAGGCAAAGGGUAGUAAUAAAGAAAAGAAAACGAUACAGUGUCGAAUACAGAUGCAUAGGCGGUUCUGUUCUGUUUGCCCAACUCCAGCGACAAAAGCACGGCGUGGAAAGGAGUGAAGUUUGAGGGACGUUGUUGGGUCACGAUUACCGACACACCACGCCAGAGACAGAAACAACAAAAAAACACAUACACACACUCAAACACCUAAGAAAAGGUCCAAUUUCAUCCAUUCUGCGGGAGAAUGAGACAGUGCUAGUGGUGGAGGUGGUGUUUCCACUCGCACCAACCACGUAAUGGUUCCCCGAAAUUUGUGCCGUGCAAAUAUAAUCACUUUCUGAUGGCGCUAGGAAUGGUUCCAGGGGUGGAAUAACGAGAAAACAAAAAGGGGGCAACAAGGCCCUUCUCGCAAAAGCACAAUCAAUUUAGCAGCUGCAGACGGAUAGGAGCGCAAACACACAAAAAGGGGAAAAGAACAAAAAAGAACAGCUCAAACACAAAGAUUGGACGCACGCGCCCGUACACGCGAGACCGGCAAGAGUUGUGACAAAAAUGGUGACGAUGCUUCUGGUUCUGGAUUAGUUUCGACACGCGCUCAGGAUGGUAAAAUGGCUUGUAGCUUUUCGGUAUGCUUGCCCUUUCGAGGGAUGACGAAGCAAUUUGUUUGCAAGGCAGCGGGAAUUGUUUUAAGCUAUUUUGUGGUGUUCUGGCUCGGUUACAAUUGAAUUAGUUUCAUUCUGCAAAUCACUGGGACGUUUCAAGUAUUUAAACGUCUUCAACUCAUGUAGCAUUGCGGACUUUUUUGGACCGUUCCUACUGAAUGAUAACUCACGUUCCCCAGACCCGAUCGGUCCUGUGGUACAGUCGUCAGCUUGCAAGGUCUAACAACAUGCCUGUUAUGGGUUCAAGUCCAGUAAGGACCGUGCCACCCUAUGCGUAGGACUGACUAUGGAUAAUCAAUAAGACACUGAUAACCACAGCACUGACCCAUUAGUGGCAGAGACAGAUCUUGACCGACAAUGGUUGUUGAGCGAAAAAAGAAGAAGAAGAAAAAACUCAUUUUUCAGAUAACCCAAAAUCAUUUCAAUUCACUUCAACUAAGAAUAGAUUUUUCAUACUGCGAACUAUAUUUUCUAUAUAUACCCAUUUGAUUACAUUAGGUGCAACAGUCAGAUAAGUUAUAACAUCCAGCUCUACUAAGUUUGUUGGUCUUUGACUAUUUGAUUCACUCGAUCAAUUGGAGACUUGAUCGCAAGGAGGAGAUGCUGUUAAGCUAUGUAUUCGACAGCUGUAAAAACGGGUGCGCCAAAAAAUUGAAUUAAAAGGCGUGUGUGCUUAGGACGAACACUAAAAAUGUUUCACAUUCUAGAGUUUGUCAUAAAAUUUGAUUUUGAUUAGAAUGAAGCUCUGUUAAAACUGUGCAAGCUUUUCUAAGACACUUUCAAUAAUGUUUCACUACACGAUUCCUCUUAAAAUACGUACAAAGAUAAAAACCAGUGCUCAGAUCAUACUAAAAGCAUCAUAAAGCUCUCCAGCACGAUAAAACAUUUUCUUUUUCAACUAUCCCCCAUAAGUCAGUGACGGAAUGAAAAUUUCCCAACCUGUACAAUGCCGCACGUAAAAUGCACAGUUGCGCUUAAUUCGAAUCCCUUUUUAUUUAUAGAUAUAUUUUGCAUACUUGCAGUGCUUAAAAGUGAGUUACUAAAACAAAACAAUAAAAAAGGAAAAGGCAAAACUAUUUUCGUUUCGGAUAAUGCGACACUUUUCAACUCGAACCCACACAAAAGACGUAACAUUAAUAGAGUCUCUCAAAACAGAGAAGAAAAAAAGAAACUACAACUCGCGCAAAACCGCGACCAAUGAUGUGAAAACAAAGCGCAUCAUGAAAAAAGCACGCUAUAAAGAGAGAGAGAGAGAGAUAGAAAAUUUAAGCAUAAAGAAAGCAGGGUAGUCGGAAAUGUUGUUGUGUUGAUGAUAGUAAUUGUUACAAUUAGCGAGUAAGAUUUUUAAGCAAAGCUUCGAAAAGUAUGUUAUAUAGAUGCGUUUAUAUUUAGCAUUGGUGCGCCGUGGCAGGGGGUAGACAUGUGGCAACAGUUGUGUGGCUGGCACUAUUUACUGGUACUUUCUUUCCUCUCAGCUCAUCUGUCCCGGGUUGGCUCGGCGAAUACAAAACACGUGCAACGAAUGCUAGAACCGACUGUUUACUGUUCCCUCAGUUUAGGCACAGCUGUACAAUACAUCAGAGCCAUAAAGCUUUCCCGACACAGUUCAUCGCAGCUGCGCAUGCAUUACAAAUGUUUAGAAGGUUAAAAUAAAUGGAAAUUGAGGUGGAUUGGUUUACGUUCUUACAUGUCGUUACGCAAUGAAUUGAUAAAUGCAUCAUCUAUUUUCCAAACACACUAAAACACGCAUCCGUUUGCGAUUAAUAACGGUCGACAUGCACUACACCCAAAACAUUAUUCUGUACUGGUUUGCCUUGCGUGCACGAUGGAAUGCAAUGUGAAGCGAAAAAAAAGGGCCAACUACGAGGAUUAACACGCCCGAUGUGCCAACAAUGAGCGCCAUCGCUAAGCCACAUAAAAAUAUGAAAUGCAAUGCAGCAUGCACACUCGCUGGAAAAGUCAGCACUUUUCACCAGUCAAUUUGAAGCACGCCGUAGCCGUAGCGUAAAUCCACUCAGCCCACCUGCAUCCGGAUGGAUCCUUUGAUGCUGCCGUGUAUCAAACCCUCAAACAGCUUCCUAUCGCCUCCCAUCUUUGCUUGCCUGCCGAUGCUGCUGCCCUGCUGUCACUUUCGUUUAUAACAAAAUAGCCGUUUCGUUCGCUUUGCCUGUAACCGUCGUUCCCGUACCACGCCUUGUGCACGGGUAAUCGUGUCCGAAGCAUCGGCACAACGACACACAAAACAAAACAAAAAAAAACAAGAUUACAUUUCUGCCUGUCUACCCACGCUGUCCUUUCCACACCGACCGACACCCAAGCGGUUUUUGGUGCAAGGACAAUUUAUUAACAUCCCAUCAACACACUACCACCUGCAGCCCAGGGUGGGGGAGGAUGAUGAUUGGGCGAGUGACGCACCACCGGGCGCAAACGAUAAUGGUCACGGGGUUCGGGAACGCUAUCAACGCUUAAAGAACCGGAUAAUGCUCCAUCCACCCCGGCAGCUUGCGGUCCUCUCGGUGUUCAGGUGUAGAUGGCAGUGUCCUUUCAACGAUUGGGCCCCAGGUGUCAGUUCGGUUUAAUACAUCGACCCAAAAUUUGCGCUUUCGCCUGUCCGCACACGUCCUCGAUGCUCCGAUGGAUCCAGGCGAGCGUCAUCUAGGCGUGGUGGGACUUUUUUGCUUUCUUUUUCUCACUACAGCUGAUCCCGACCGGACUAUUGCGUUCGUACAUCAUCACCAGCAUGGCAAUGAUGAUGACGGCGAUAGCCCUGGACGGACGGUCAUAAACACGCAAAUUGAUCAUGAUUUUGGCCUUGCCGAUGUUCGGCGACGAUAAGUGAAAAUUAACUAGCUCCGAGGCAGGGCGCGCUAGAACGGGAUCAUCUGGAGCUGUCCCUUUUGGAGCUAGUGCUAAAAUUGGGAAGAUUUUCGGUUCACCUUCACCGACGCAGAAACCAGGGAAACAAAAAGCAGCAUUUGGCAAACCGGUGGUCAAGCAGCACCGGGAAUGCUUACGCCACCAGCUAAGGGUGCGUUUGUACCGUCUUUACUUAUCACUGCUACUCCCACCGACGCGAUGUCCUCCAGUGAUUGAUGACUGUUGCUUACUCUGCUUGAGCGUAUUUCCACACGGCGAGCGCGUCAGCCACAAACACAUUAAUAUAGAGCUUUGGCUGGUUCCGUAGAGACAUAGUAGCAAGCAGUCAAACUUGCCAAAAGUUACUCACUCGCCCCGCGCGCGAAAAGUCCCCGGACGGAAUCACACUUUGGCAAUUUAGGAAUCGUAGAAUCGUAUUCCUGCCGAGGGGGAGUGGCGAGGGCGUACAUUUCCAUGCGCCAUUCCCAUCGCGUGCACAGCUGCUUCCGCUGGAAUAGCUUUUUCAUCUCCUUUCAGCUUCAGCAAUGGCAGCGCGGGAUAAUAUUUAUAGGCGAAUGAUAUUUUACGCAAAACCGUACGCCUUCGGGCGAGUAAUGCUGCGGGAAAAAUUAAUCAUUACAUCCCGCGCGCACCGCUCAUUUUUGGGGGAGAGGUGGUAAACUUUCACGCUACCAUUUUGGGUGGGUGGGUGUGUGUGUGUGUGUUUAUGUGACAGUACAUGAGGUCGCUACCCCGCUUCCUCCUGCAGCGUUCCAGCGGGCACUACUACGAAGCGUUGUUCGCUUCCAUUGCCUGCUUGGAACAGACUCGAGGCCCCAAGCACGAGCCCACAUAAUAAUAAUGAUGACUUCAUUACACAGACCGUGACCAUCUGGUGCGCGGCCUACCCGACCCUGCUACUGCUCUCGCAGAAGUCUCCCACGGGGCGUACAGAUCAACCGUCAGUGUAUACGUAUACGCCCGACAACGGGGUAAAGGAUAAACUGUCAACAGCCAUCCGCCACUCCGGGUGCGCAUGCCGGCACCGUCUGCUCCCGGAAUCACUCUCGGAAAGUUGACUAGUGCCAAAGUGAUUAUGCUUAUUUUGUGUAUGUGUAUGUGCGUGUGCCCCAGCCGAUCACGUUGCCGACAGGGACGCCCGCCCACCGGUCCCGAACGAUGGGCGCGCGCAAAGGAUUCCCCGCCUCGGCUCGGCAUUUGCGGUGUUGCAAAGCGAACUUUCGUUGCAUAUUUAUGAGAACAGCAAGUUUGGCCGUGUGCGUGACUGUAUCUGUGAUUGCAAUUUUUGUGCUGCCUUCCUUUGCUGCCUUCGCUUCCCAUUUUUUUUUUGCCUUUGUUUUUAAGGUCAAAAGGUUUUCGUACAAAUUUUUCGGUGACAUAUCCUAAGUUGGGGAGGGGAAGUUGACCGUAGAUCGGUCGGUUUGGGUACCAUCUUUUAAUGGUGAUUAUUGACCAACGUCCGACUGCCUCGUCAUGUUAUCCCUGACAGAUGGGAGAGAGAAAAAAAGUACAACACUUGUCUUGUGCGUGGCACCCGCUGAGGAAGGCAAGGGCGUGUUAAUUUGAAUUGGAAAUCGCCAAUUACCACAGCAGGAGAAAUAGGGAGAUAGAGAGAGAGUGACAUGGAAGCGGUUGAGUUCAAAAUAAUGUGAAAUCCUGUGAACCGUUUGCGUAGCGUACCGUAUGGUCCAGUGUGGUGAGGCUGAACACGUAAAACAAAAUUCACACCACAUGGUUACUGCAUAAUUCUCUUCGUUGCUCUCUGAUGAUUUUUCGCUUUUCAUAAGCUGAAAGUGAAUUCAUCUUGUGUGAUAAUGUUAUGAGUUUUCUUGCUUGCUACAGAUUCUGCGCUGAUUAAUGAACGCCCUAUAAUUUUGAUAAUCGUGCUCGCAUUCCUGGCAGUACAACGCACACAUUUGUAGGGGUUGGUGUGUUGUUUUUUAGUUGAUUGAAUAGUUUCUUUAUUCUUUACUUACAUAGUUUCUCUGUGGCUCUUGUUAUAUUUUGCUGUAUUUUUUCUAUAGUUAUUCGAUGUAGAUCUUUCAUAAUGUUUAUCAUCUUUUUCUCAUUAUUUUGCUAUUAUUUUUUCACCUCUAUUGUUAGUAUUGCAAUAAAACGUUUAUGAUACUGUAAUAAUACAAUACAAUUUUAGCUUUUGAUUUAUAAGCAUUACUUUCACUAAUGUUUGUUGUUGAUUUUUGCCUUACAAAGCUCCCACGAUCAGCACAGCACCACACCAACACGAUUGGUAGCAAAAGAAAAUGUGUUUCAUAUCUUGAACACAACAUGCAAUGUACACCAAACCACCAAAACUUUCCACGAGGACAAUUAUAUUGUCCCGGUAACGCUCCAAAAUGCCACUUGCAGAAGCGACCCAUUCUCCCCCCUCCAGCAUGAUCAUAGACAGGUUCCAACAGCUAUAAGUAUGGUAUUAUUUAUAGUUAUGCAACUUCGCGCCACAACAGUUUCGCAACAAAGUUUCGUCUACCUUGAACGCCAACUGAUGUUUGUUCGCUUUUGAUUUGUACCUUUUCUAGCGCGAACAGCUCAGAUGGUGACGAUUUUUCUCUACGGCUCACCAGUGUCCUGUAUCACAGACGUUGGCUUAUACGAAACCUUAAAUCAGCACAAAUAGGAAAUAGAUAUGUGGAGAGAUAGAGAGCGAGAGAAAGAGAGAGAGAUAGAGAGAGAGAAAGAGAGCGGUACACAAAGAGAGAUAGAAAAAGAGGAAAGAAGAGAACAGACGCAAGAGCAUUGAGCGACAUUGCUAAGAAAAUUAAUCCAAUCUAACUUUCAUCGCACCACACCCCGCUCUUCUAUGUGCCACAGAGCCAACAAAAAAUCUGACUCUGUCAUCCCAUAACCGUAGCAGACGUAUAAUUUUCUACAUUUGUUACAGUAUUUGUUUUAACCAUUAAUACUACCGCCCCUACUGGUGACAUUACAGAAAAGCGGGAUUAGAAAAUCAAUUUCCGCCAGCAUUCGCUUCCGGCCAGUCUGGGGACGAUGAAAUGAGAGUUAUUGUUUGGUCGCAUAACACACAUGCCGCGAAAGUUGAACAACAGUUUCCCGACGUUUGCUUUUGUUUUUCUUUCACCAAAUUCAACCUGCCAAAAGUGUCCUGAGGUCUUGUUCUAAACUUGUUGCUAUCAUAGGAGACGUACUUAGUGGCGGGGCAUAGGAGCAGUGUAAACAAUAGUAUGCAGUGACACAAAUGUUGUAACCUAUAGCGAUGGCCCUCCCAAGCCUUACAGUGCGCAAUGGUUUUGUUGCAAGCGAAAGAGAACGAAAACCCCAAAAAAAAAACGGAACAGAUUCGUCAUCAUUCCCAGGAAAGGGGGAAUGGUAGUGUACAAUGUGUACAAACGUUACGUGUGCGACUUGAAAUUCAAACGGUUUCACUUCCUUUCGGAAAUAAGUAAUUAAUGCUUUUCAAUUUUUAUAUAGCCAAUCAAUCUCAAUCCAAGGUUCGAUGCGUUCCACAGCUUCCGGAAUGUAACACUUUGUUUUUUUUCUUCCUUUUUUAAGUAGGAUGCAGUGCAAUGUAGUUAGUUUAUAGCUUUAUCGUUAGUAUGCUCAAUCAUUUCAAUUUCCCAAACUUGAUAAUCUUUAAAAACUCUGUUCUCAAUGCAACUCGAAGCUUAACGGAAAUGAGUCUGGUAGUAAAAGACAUGACCGGGGGCCCGUCAAAGUGCGAAGACUUUCUAACCGUAUUUAAUAAGUAGAGAUAAAAACAAAGGUAUAGCAAAUACUAAACAUCCAGCUCACUAAACUAUAACGCGGCAAAUACGAUUUUAUACUGGCUACGUAAAAUUAAACAAACAAAAAACCCAUACAGACAAAAGCAAAAAAUGUGAACAAGAUACGAACACACUGUUUUCGAUGAUAACGCGAUGCAUAAAAGUGAAAAUCAAAUCAUUUUGUAAACAACGCGCAAAGCAAAUCAAAACUAAAUCACUUACAAUCGAUUUUUGUAAAUCUGACAGUUGAGGAAACUGUUGACGGUGAAUGUAAAAUGCUAGACGUCAAUCAUUUCUGAACGAACGAGCGAUUUGCAUUCGGCAACAUUAAAGUUUAAAUAAACAGCAAACGCAAAUAUCAUUGCAAAAAUUGUCAUCAAAUUUGCCACAAACCAACGCGCGCAGGCAUAUUACAGCAAGAGAAUGUUGUAAACAAUUCAUGGCAGUUGAAAUGUUCACUAUUUUAUUAAAUACUAUUAAAAUCAAUAGAUGCUGUUGAACCAUUCUGCUUUAUCUUCUUUGAUUGAAUCAUACCCAAAAAAAUACAAUCAUAUUUUGAUACAAAACAUCAAACUUCAAAACGCUUACGUUUUAUAAAUGCUACAAAACAGUAACAAUCAUACGCUGUUUAUUCAAUCAGUAACGCAACAUGCUAAUAAUGAAGAAAGAUAAAAAACUAGAACUCAAACACAGAAAAAACGAAAGAAACUGAUCGAAAUUAAACGUAGCGCCACUUGAGAGAAAAGUAGUAAUGAAAUGCUAAAGCGAAGAAGAAAAAAAAGUAAACUGGGCUGUCAACUGAAUUUAAUUUAAAACAACAAAAACAAAGAUCGUCGUUUGUAGAUUAUCAAUGCAUUAUGAAGUGACAGUGUAAAGUAAUGUAGAGGAUGUUAAUAAUUAAAACAGAAAAAGAAGAGAACAACGCACACUUAAACAAAAUGUAUUUGCAAAGGUUUGACCGAUGUUCGAGCGCAGAUUGGAAUGGUGAGAGUGAAGUUAACUACGCGUGACAACCAACCUAAAAGUGAAAGAAAUUGUUAACUAAAAUAAAUAGAAACAAACAGAAAAUGAAUGUCACCACGUUUCGUGCUAGAAAACCUAGCGAAGGAAGAAUUAAUGGCGGGAAAAAUACAACCAGACACAUACACAAAACAUAAAAGUGAGAUAACUAAACAGUUGUACUUAUUAGAUAAUCGAUACGAGAGCAGAAACGAUUGUACGGUGGUAUGAACAGGGAAUAUUUUGUUGUUGAAAAAAAUGUGUUGUAUAAGAAUGUGUAAGUAAAGCGAAUGAACAAGGACAAGGUAUCAUAAAAUACGAUAGAACAUCGGAGCGAGGAUCUGCUCGAAACGGAUGCCGGUAGCUACACUGCUGUUGUAAGAGAUGUGUAACAAGCCUAUAGAAUGGAAUCGUAUGUUAGUGUAGUUCUUGUUAGAAAGCUGUUAUUUUCGAGUGUGUUGUCGCUUUUUCUCGAAUCUCAUUUGUACUACUCGAAGCGGAACAGGGGGAAAAAUCACACACACACACUGUGCUAGAGAAACGGAUGCUCAUUGCAUGGUUCUUACUUUACCUGCUUCACACGCGCUGCAGAUUGACAUUUGCGCCUUCUUGAGGGACAAAGCCAUCCCGCAGAAACCUACUCGAAUUUACGCUGUCAAUAGUUUACAACUAUAGGGAAAAAGGAAGUAGCGAAAGAAACACACUAUGCCUCUGUGACAAACAAAAACAAUCAUGCAACAAACCAAUACAACUUCAAAACAAUACAUACAGUCAUACAGAUUACACAGGUAAAUUUAAAUAAAAGCAGGUUAAAAGCAUCCAAACCAAACCAAGUGUCCAAAAGCGCUCUCGACAAAGGAGUGCAAUUUUAAACAGGAAAGAAACACAAGCACACAAUACACCUAAUGGCAACACUUUUUGUCAUUUCUCAUAUACAAUCACUCUUACACUUUAAACAAAAGUCCUUUAAACAAAUUGCAGAAACGAUCUAUUCUACAAUUUCGAACAGGUGCCAACUAAAACAAUGGAAUAGAAAAGAAGGGAUAAGAAAGAGGAUAAUAGAGAUUAUUGAAGAAGAAAAUCCCCAACUAGUAGAACAGUUGUUUGCUGACGGGUCUGUUCUUGCCGAAUAAGUAAACACAACAUCGACGAACCUUGCAGUUGGCAAAAGCAACAAGAAUGAAGUAAUCGGAUUUUAGGACAGUUUUUUUUUAAUUGAAAACAUAUGCAGGUAUUGUUUAAUUGUUUGGAAUGAAAAAAAAAACAAAAAAAAAACAAACCUAAUACACCCCAAGUUGUCAUGUAACCCAGUCAAUAAACUUUCUGAGAUCAAUUCAAAGAACGAGAAAAGCUAUACAAUGCUUUCUUAGGACAGUGUAAACAAAGUAGGUGAAAGUGGGAAAACGAAAUGAACAAAGUAAAGGAUGAAAAGAAUUUAAACACAUUUUCUACUUCAAAUCAAAGAUAUGCUAAAAACCAAUUUUGAAAGCAAAAAAAAGCCUAGCGGGAUGAGUGAAUAGAUCGGGGAUACGCUAAGAAACACUCAAACUUUGAAACUCUGAAUGCUCAAAACUAGUCCAAAGAAAGCUCAAAUAAUAAACCGGUAGGCUAAACGGGCAGAACUCAAACAAUCAAUUGUGCAGACUCACCCUUGUGGGUAUAUAAAACCCGUCGGCUACCGCAUAAAUAGAUCUACUCAAUCAAAUAGACUCCUUACCGAUUUUGUAGCGAUAGGCAAUAAAAUGCAACCGAGAACACAUGAACAAA